UCGUUGCCAACGUAACGAUAUGCAAAUGCACUAAAAAACGAACGAAGCAAAUGUCAUUACCGUGACUUAACUGGUAUUUUUAAGCAUAACCAGAUUAAUUAUAUAUCGAGGGGCGGGAUGGUGGUGCCGUGAACUCGAACAUUUUACGACUCGGAUAAAUAGAUUGGGAUCGUUUCGAAAAUGGCAGCUAGCACGGAAAUCGAUAUAUUAAAGGGCGAAAUCGAAAGGUUAACUCGCGAAUUGGACCAAGCCAGUAGUGAAAAGGUUCAGUCGGCUCAAUAUGGAUUGGUUUUACUCGAAGAUAAAGGUAUUUUACAACAAAAGUGCGAAGAAUUGGAAGUCCUUUAUGAAAGCUCCAAACAUGAAUUACAAAUUACACAAGAGGCAUUGGCAAAAUUUCAAACUAGUCAUAGAGAGACAACAAAAACUGGCAUUGAAACUGAAGAAUCUUUACUAUCCGAAUCGGCAGCUAGAGAAACAUCCCUUAAUUCUCAAAUAAUCGACUUAGAAAAUGAAGUAAAACAACUCCGACAUGAAUUAGAUCGUGUAACGACUGAGCGUGAUCGAAUGCUUCAAGAAAAUGCAGACAUUGGAAAAGAUAAAGAAGAUCGAAAUAUGGAGUGUAAAAAGCUACGAACAGAAUUAAGAGAAAUAAAGUAUAGAGAAACCAGAUUAAUUACUGAUUAUGCUGAAUUAGAAGAAGAAAAUAUCGUUUUACAAAAACAGGUGUCUAUGUUGAGAAGUUCCCAAGUUGAAUUUGAAAGUUUAAAGCAUGAAAUAAGACGAUUGCAAGAAGAAAUGGAAAUUUUGAAUUCACAAGUAGAGGAAUUAACCCAUUUAAGAAAAAUCGCUGAAAAACAUAUGGAAGAAGCUUUGGAAAGUUUACAAUCAGAACGUGAAGCAAAAUAUGCAUUAAAAAAAGAAUUAGAUCAACACAUAAACAGAGAAUCAUUCUAUAAUAUAAGCAAUUUGGCAUAUAGUAUAAGAGGAAUAAAUAAUGAAGAAGGUUUAGGUUCUGAUGGAGAAGAUGAUAUCCCAGGAUUAAAACGUAUUGAAGCUAGUCUUUCUGAUGGAUCUGGUCAAGAUUUAGCAUCACCCGAUGGAAAACAAGUAGAUUUAUUCUCAGAAGUCCACCUAAACGAAUUAAGAAAAUUAGAAAAACAACUAGAACAAUUAGAAAAAGAAAAAAUAGGGUUAACCCAAAACUUGAGGGAUUCCCAAGCAAACGUAGAACGUAGCCAAGGAGAACUACAACAUUUCUUAUCUCGUUUAUCUUUAUUAAGCGCUCAUGUAGAUUCACUUCAAUAUUUGAACCAUAAUUACGACAAGAACAUUACAUCAUCUAAAGAAAAAGCGAAUUUACUAAUAAGUCAAUAUCAGCAAUGGUUCAAAUUAUCCGCGAAGGAAAUUGAACAAUUACGACAAGAUUUGAAAGAUUUAGAAAAAAUUACUAGCUCGCCAGAUGCUACCCAACAAUUAAGGACGGAAAUUACCAAUUUGAAAAAUAAGGUUUUAGAUACCGAACAGAAAUCUUUGGAUUUAGAGAGCGAUUUGAAACUACUUAAAGAAUUUGCUAGUGACGCGGGAACUUCCCUUGAUGAAACCCAAAAUAAUCUGCAAAUUGUUACUGAGGAAUUAGCGCAAUUGUAUCAUCACGUUUGUACGGUUAAUGGCCAAACUCCUGAUAGAGUGGUUUUAGAACAUGAAAAAUUGGUUACUCCUAUAAUUGAAAAUGCGCCACAAAUUGGAGAACUCUCAAAAUUAGAAGUGCUUAGAAGUCGAUUAAGAUCAGAUAUUCCAUUGAAUGAUUUAGAAUGUUUAAAUGAUACAACUGUUCUUGCAAAACACGUUGGAACGGUUGUUGAUCAAAUAAAGCAUUUAAGAACAGCCAUUGAAAGUACUAUCGAACAAUCUAAAGUUAAAGGAACCCAUAAGAGUGAUUAUGAAGGUAAUAAAGAAGAUAGUAGUGAAACGGAAAUAGCUGACCUCCAAGAACAAGUGAUUCGUUUGAAGAGUCUCCUUUCGACGAAACGUGAACAAAUCGCUACACUUCGUACCGUCCUCAAAUCCAACAAAAAUACCGCAGAAGUUGCUUUAACCAAUUUGAAAUCGAAAUAUGAAAAUGAAAAGACCAUAGUUUCGGAAACAAUGAUGAAAUUGAGGAAUGAAUUGAGAUUAUUAAAAGAAGACGCAGCUACAUUUUCAAGUUUAAGAGCAAUGUUUGCAGCACGUUGUGAAGAAUAUGUAACGCAAGUAGACGAGUUACAACAACAAUUAUCGGCAGCUGAGGAUGAAAAGAAAACGCUCAAUCAGCUGUUACGGCUUGCCGUCCAACAGAAAUUAAGCCUAACGCAGCGUCUUGAAGAAUUAGAAGUGGCUAGUGAGUUACGUAAUGUCCGCCGACAAGGUGGAGUUCGUGGUCUUCAACGUCCAAGUCGUUCAAAUCGUGACAUGUUCUAGCCGAGGCGCCGUCCUAUGGUAUAUGUCAUCGCGUUCAUUACCACCUUUUUCAAACUAUAGGCGGCAAAGAACACCAAAAAAAUUAAUUUUUUAAGCAAUUUUUAUUUUGUUCGGUGACGGUAACUUUUUAUCUUCAUUUCUUAGAUGUGAUAUUUUUAUGAUUUUAACUAUUCUAAGAGAUAAGGGGUACUCACAAGUGUGGAUCCCUUUGAGUAUGUUUUUAAAAUGUUUUGAUGUUUUUAACAUAUCCAAAAAAAGGUGGAAGAUUUUUUUUUAACUUUACUAGUGAAUCUAAUGCAUUUAAACAUAAUAUUAACAAAGAAAUAAAAUUAGAAACUGAUAUAUUAUUUAAAAUGGCUAUAUUUUACAGUUAUAGAGUAAUUUAUAUUGAUUAAAAAGAGAAUGUUUAGUGAUAAGAAUGAGAAACAGUGAACGUCUUUGGAAUAUUCUAAAAAAAAUGUGGGUAAGGUUAAGUAAUCAUUAAUUGUAAUUGAUAUUACCGAGAUAAAGAUAAAUGAAAUAGAUGAGCUUUUUGCCAAUAAAAUAUCUACUUAAAUAUAGGAGGUGUUUUAAAAAAAUUGCUGUAAUAUUUUUAUUGAGUAUUAAAGUUCUGAUACAAAAAACACUGAAAUGUCUAAUGUUCAGGUUGGAUUAAAAGUUAUUUUUUUUAUUCUAAUCUGAUCAAAAAGUAAGAAAAAAGCAUAAAAUAAUCCAUGUCCUAUUAAUUAAAUUUUGUGACUAUAAGUUGUGUUCUCAAACAAAGGAUUUAUAGUCACCAAAUAUACAAUAAACAUAGAUAUAUCUAUUAAUUAAACAUAAAUUAUUAUAAUUAUAUAUACAUGUUGUACCUCAAGUAUAUUUAACACUGAUUUCUGAAAGAAAGUGUCCAAAAGCAACACAAUUCUUUCCGUUGUCCAUAAUUUUCCCUAGUGUUUAUUGUAAUGAUAAAGCCGAGGGCCUCGAACGCUAAAAAGAAAAUUAAAAAAAAAAAAGAAAACAAUACAGAGUAUUUUCGUAAAAACGCUUAAAAUAUAAAAGAUGUUUAAAAAAAGGAAUGAUGAGAACUUUCGAACACCUGUUGACCGUUUGUUAAUCGAUCGACUAAUUAAUUAAUUUUUAAGGAUUUAAAUCGAAAUAAAAACUACUCCGUUCCGUCGGUCCGAUCGUCCAUUAUAUUCGAGACUUUUGACCUCUUCCGAGCCCAAUCGGACCACGGAACUUGGAAAUUCGGCCCGUCCCCAUUCUCUUAUUUUCGUUUUCAAACACUUUGUUAAUGGCCUCAUUUGCAUUUUGUUCCCCAAUUUUUUUGUUCCAACGGCCUGUUCUUAAUGCACUGUUUAAAAACAAGUUAUUAGGUAGAUAGACGUUUUUAUUUAUUCGAUAUUUAUAUAAAUGGUAGUGUGAACGUUGCAAUAUUUAUUGUAUUGAGUUUUUUUUUAUAAUCAAAAUACACACAGAUUAUUCUAGUUUUUUUCUUUAAUAAGAUAUUAGAGAAAUAUUUAGUGACAUUUUUCUAUUCAUUUUUUUCGUAGGUAAAAAAGAUAUUCGUAUUGUUAUCAAAUUCUUGCUUGUUUUUAAUCUGGUUAUAUGAUGUAACAAAUGUUUUUUAUUAAUAAAAAGAAAACAUUAACUAGAAA
Onthophagus taurus is the source of this 4097-nucleotide messenger RNA. It is a transcript of the gene BicD, whose product is annotated as Microtubule-associated protein Bicaudal D. Gene Ontology annotation, biological process: protein localization to organelle; regulation of microtubule cytoskeleton organization; microtubule anchoring at microtubule organizing center. Gene Ontology annotation, molecular function: cytoskeletal adaptor activity; dynein complex binding; dynactin binding. NCBI's taxonomy places the organism in Eukaryota, Metazoa, Arthropoda, Insecta, Coleoptera, Scarabaeidae. The record is from RefSeq and is a predicted model, not a curated record. Gene Ontology annotation, cellular component: cytosol; Golgi apparatus.